AAUGCUGAUCAUCACAUUCAGGGCGUAUUAUAAGGGGAAGGGUUAUAGAGGGUCCAAUGUUCCAUGCGUUUAUAAUAAUUUUUGGACGUGACGUCACGUCACUUGUUUCGUAAGACGUGACAUGCGAAGUAUUCUGUUCUUGGACGGACGCGGACGGACGUGAGGUAUUUUGGUGGUUAAUUGAAUCACCAGCUGUGAAGUGAGAAUGUUGAAGACAGUGGCAAGAUCAAAAUUUUGCAGACUUUUAGUUCUUCCAAGUCGCAGGGUGCACGAGACUAACCGAAAACUUGAAGUAAAAGAAGUACAGGAAAUAAAAAUACCAGUACCUUGGGGUCAUAUAGCAGGGAAAUGGUGGGGAGACACAAAUAUUCAACCUUUAAUUGGGCUGCAUGGUUGGGAGGACAAUGCUGGGUCUUAUGAUACAUUAGCACCCCUUUUGGAAAUACCAAGUUUCCUUGCAAUUGACAUACCUGGUCAUGGAUUGUCAACUCACUUUCCAUUUGGCAAACCUUACCAUUUAUUGGAUACUGUGUUACUUCUGAGGCGAAUAGCAAAAUAUUUCAACUGGAAUACUCUCUCUCUAGUGGGGCAUUCAUAUGGUAGUGGUGUCAGUUUCGUUUUUGCAGCAAUAUAUCCUGAAUGUGUGAAUACUUAUAUUAGCAUAGAUUGUGCUCGAACAUUGAUGGCACCUGACAAGAGGACAGAAAUUCAGCAACUGAGAAUGAUAAGUGAUAAAUUAUUGAGUUUGGAGAAGAAAAUGCAAACAAAUGAACCCCCAUCAUACAAUUAUGACCAAAUUGUAGAUAUUUUACAUAAGGGGUCAUUAGAAUCUCCAUCAAUCGAGUCCUGCAAGGUUCUGUUAAAGCGGGGUAUGCUUCCAUCUACAAAGCCAGAUAGCUUCUAUUUCUCUCGUGAUCCUCGACUUAGGUUUCAUGCAAUGGGUCGUCUUCCAUUUGAAUAUCUCUUACAAUGUGCUCCAAGAAUUAAAUGUCAUCAUUUAAGCAUCAGAGCUGUACAAGGUUUGCUAUUUGGUGGUGAGAGAGAAGAAGUAUAUUUGAAAACUCGAGAUUUAAUAAAGAAACCUGGAUUUCACUUCGAACAUCAUGAUGUGGAAGGAACUCAUCAUUUACAUUUGAACAAUCCUGAGAAAGUGGCACCGUUAAUAAACAACUUUUUAAAUUUAUGUCAAGUUAAACAUUGAUUUGUGAUGAUAUUAGAGUUAAUAAUUUUACAGCACAUAUUUAAGUGGCCUGUUACAGAAGAUACACAGUUUUAGGUUUUAAUGUAAAUUAUUUUUUUUAAAUAGUUUGAAAUGAAAAAUCAGUAUUUAUAUUAUAUUUACUAUUUUGGUAAUGAAAAACAGUGACUAUCAAAAUGUGUAUAUCUAAUUAAUUGUGUGAUACUUGGCUCCUGGAGAGCAACUAGAGCAGUGACCAAUACUAAAUAGCUCUUAAGAUUUAGCAUUAAUUUCAAAUUGUUGGAAUAUAUGAUUUGUAAGCUAGUUUUUGUGUGACUAUAUCUCUCAAAUUUUUGAUUUAAUGUGUCAUGAAGUUCAUUUAAGUUUCCAGUCUAAUUGCUAGACAAUGGUGAUUGAGCACAGUACUAUCUGAAAAUGGCUGAGUUUGUAAAUGUGGAGUAGCACAAUGAAGGAAAAUACUGUAAUAGAAAUUGUAAUGAAUUAAAGUUUUGUUGGGUUACAUUUCAAUCAUGUUUUAGAGACUAGCCUUUUAUGAGAAGUUUCUGUGAAAAGGAUUGUACAUUUUUGUAACUUUUGCUUUUUAUGAAUUGUGUUCAAGUUGCUAAUUAAGGAUUAGUAUUGCAUUCAGUUCACUCGUGUGGAGCAGGUCUCUCACUGGCGGGUGGUAAAACCUGAGCUCGUAAUAUCUGUGGGUGGUAACACCUAAUCGUAGUAAUUGUAUGUUAAGUCUGGGCCAGGUUUACAUGGGUGGGGAACCCCAAGGCUAGCAUGUGCAGACCAUAUAAAAUGUUAAAAUGCCUUUUAAAAUUCAAUAUGGUAUUAACAAAUGUGUUACGAGACAAUUAAUAAAUAACGCCUUUUGGGGAUCCCAGUUGCCCCAGUUUAAAUCUGGUUCUGAAGUUAAAAGUUCCAUGAAAUGAAUUAGCAUCAAAUGCCUCAAUAUUUAUUUUUUAGUGAUUUAUGAAUCCAGACAAGUUAGAUAAAUUGUUAUUGUUAUAAAUGUUGUGAUAACAAAAUGUUAUCAAAUAACUACAUUGUGUUUCUAUAAGAAACAGGAAUCUGAAACAAAAUAUUAAUAUUGUGUAUAUUUGACAUAAAUUUAAUUUUAAAUAUUUUUUUCUUUGUUUAAUGUGUUCUAAUUUAUUGCUGUUAAUUAUCACAUUUAACUUCCUUAGUUGCUCUAAAGAUAUACUAUUAUAUUUUUUAAAUCUAUAUUCACAUUUUUGAACAGUUUUUUUGUUUUGCUGGAUCAGUCAUAACUAGUCAUUGGAUUUUAGGACAAAAGCCUUUUUACUUUCUUUAGGAGAUUGUUGAAGAUUUUGACAAAUCAUGAAAAAAUUCAUCUAGUGAAAGUAUCUAAUUCUGCCUAAAACAAAUAAUUUUGAAGAAUUAUCAUAUUUUAAUUACUAAUUUUUUAAAUUUAUACCGGAAAGUGAAUCUUCCCUGAUCGAAUAUGCAAUUAAUUACGCUCCAAGAUCUCUUACCCAACAACCGAACAUAACGAGCUCUGCAAGUCGAAAUAAAGAGGAUGUUUCAUAAAUUUUUUUCAUUGGAAUGCAAAGGAAAGUCUUUGACAGAUCAAGUGUCUGUGAUGCAAGACGUCCAUGUAAAAAUUAGUUCUAUUAAAGAGAGCCGUUGGGGACAAAGUAAAAUGCAAAUGGAAAAGCGUAUUAAAAAAAAUAAUUAUUUUAAUAUACGAGACACUGCCUUACUGAAGAAAAUUUGGAGAAAAUCUUUAUUAUAUACUGUUCUGCUAAUCAUGAAAGAGAUUCAAAUAAUAUGCGUGUAGUCAUGCUCAGUUGUAGAUACCAAAAACAUAACUUUUCAUGUCUAAUGUGUUUAAAUGGCUAAUAAUCAUUUUGUAACCUAUUUUAAAAGCUUAAAACCUGGCUUUUCAUGACUAAUGGUACCUAAUUUCAUACUUUUUUGCUUAUUUUAGGUGCCUAAAUCAUUGCUUUUUUGAGCCUAAAAUUCCGGGGUCUAACCAUAACAUACUAAAGAGCAUUAAAUAAAAAUGUGGUUAUUUCUUAGUUAUUCUGAAUAGGAGCUAUGAAUUUAUUUGGUCAGUAAACUUAACAGUACUAUGAAAAAAUUAAUUAAAUUGUUGAUGAUUGAUUUUGUAUGUGUUUAGGCAAAUGGUGGGGAAGCUCAGACAAGAAGCCUUUACUAGGUCUGCAUGGUUGGCAAGAUAAUGCUGGUACAUGGGACAGAUUAGCACCUCUGCUGCCAUCAGAUAUCAGCCUCCUGGCAAUUGAUAGUCCUGGUCAUGGGUUGUCUUCAUACUUUCCAAGAGGUAUUCCAUAUCGUAUUACUGACCAGAUAUUUACUUUGCGGCAUGUUGUCAAUUAUUACGGAUGGGACAAAAUUUCUCUGCUAGCUCAUUCAAUGGGUGCUGUACAAUCUUUUAUUUAUUCAGCAGUUUAUCCCGAUCAAGUUGAAAAUUUGAUUUUAGUUGAUGCUUUUAAACCAUUAUCAAUUGAUCCCAAGAAAGAUAUAGAUAAGCUUGCAGCAGAUCUCGACCGAUUUCUGAAAGUAGAAGAUGUAGAUGACAGUUUGAAGCCUUCCUAUAGUUAUGAAGAAACAGUCCAGAGAUUGUAUGAUGGAAUGGUGGGUCAGUCAGUAUCCAAAGAAUCAUGUGAAGUAUUAUUGAAAAGAGGAACUGAAAAAUUUGGUGACAAGUAUGCUUUUACAAGAGAUAAUGCUCUAAAAGUUAAAAGGCUGAGUGGUUGGUUACAUGAGUACGUACUUUAUAUGGCAUCAUGCAUCACAUGCAAUGUACUAUUUAUUAAGGCUGAUCCAGGUCUUGUAUUUGAAAGCUUAGAAGUCAACAAACAAACAUUAGAAACUAUGAAGAAAUCAGCCAAGGUUUUUGAGUUCCACACUGUGGAAGGGUUGCAUCAUGUUCAUCUGAACAAUCCUGAAAGAGUGGCACCUAUCAUCAUUAACUUUCUAAAAUCUCCAAAUCAAAAGAAAUCAGAUAUUUCAAUAAGUUCCCUAGAAAAAAUGAGCAAAAAAGAAUUUUUAAAUUUUAUGUGAGUACCAGGUAUUGACUUGUUUGUUGAAAGCUUGUAUUAAAAUGAGAAAACAGUAUUACAGAACAUGGCAUACUUUCUUACUGUGUUUAGUUUUAUUCUAUUUAUUACAAUAGAAAAUUACAAAAAUUAAUAUAAAUAUAUCAUUGAUUGUUGUUGCAUUUCCUGAAUGAGCAAUUUAGUUGACAACUUUGAGAGUACUAUUUCUCAUUAGUAUGAGUGUUGUAAUUAUUUAACUGCAGUAUGAAAGUAUGCAUUGAAAUGCAUAAUGAAGCAGGUGCCAAGAACUCUUCGAUUUUUGCAAGCAAUUUUAUGUACAUGACCAUUUUCUCUUUUUUUACUGGAAAAAUCUCUCAACAGAAUGUGUUUCCUAUUGAGAGUACAGUUUUCCAAUGGAGAGAAUGAGAGUAAAGAAAAUAUUUAUUUAAAAAAAUUAUAAUAUCUGUUUGAGAACUAUAUUGCCAUUAUUUCAUUGUGUUUAUGUAAAAUUUUCACUUCAUUUCUUUUCCUAGAAUUUUUAUUGAUACUUCUCCAUUUCCAUUUUUCAGUCCUCAUCCACCAGACCAUCCAUUUCCAUACAUUUCUGUUUUCUCUUUACUUUUUUAAAUUUAUUAAUAAUAUUCAUAACAGGAUGAUUGUAAAAGCUGCAUCCCACUUUCCAUGAUUGGCUUGAAAAUUUAAAUAAUAAAUACUUUUCUUUCAAAUUCUUCAGAAGAUAAUCAAAGUAAUGGUAUGAAAAGGGACUGUAUUGCUGUUGUUAGAAAUUAUUUUGCCAAUGACAAACAACCAAGAAAAGUUCUUGACAAUCUUUAUUAAACAUACUGUAUGAUUUUGAUCAUUCACAUAACACAGCAAUAUAAAUUAAAAGUUUUACAUGUUUUCAUGUAUAAAAUAUGAGAAAAUAGAUACAAUGACAUACAUUAUUAAUGUAUCUUACAAAUCUACAUGGUUUUACAACAAAUGUGUUGAUUCAUUAAAAAUUCAUUCUUUCAACAAUUCAAAAAUAUGGUAUAAUACAAUGCAUAGCAUUGAUAACACAAUAAGUAUCAUUACUGUAUUCAACAACUCUCUUAGGAUGAAUAACACUUUUCAGUUGCACACAGGAAAUACUUUCAGUAGAAUACAUUCAACAUACACAUUUUCAAAAUGAAUCAAUGAUGUACCACUUUUUGCUCAAUUGUUCUUUACUUUAAAGUAAAACAAAAAAAAAAUUGACAUUUAAUGUCAAUGUAUUUUCAAACGCUGUCCAUUGUUCAUAUUUGUAAAAGAAAAUUAUAAAACAGUGAGUUUGACAUUUUAAUAGUCACCUUUCAAGUAUUAACAUUUUAUUACUUUCAAUGGUAUUAACUUACCUAAGUUUUCAUUUCACUGUCAAUUUUGAAAUGAUUAAAUUAUAAAAAGUUUCCCAAAUAACUGAUGUACAUUACAGGAAUCUCAAAGAUAUGAAAUAGUUCUAAUUAUCAUAAGAAAUUGUUGUUUGCCAAAUUAACAGUAUAUUAAGCUAUUUCAUGAAUGAUUUUCUUUAUAUUAGUCUAUAUUUGUAAAGAAAUGGUUUGUGACAUAACCCAUUAUUUAAGUGAAAUUAUAUUUUAUUAUAAAAUAAGUAUUUAACUAAAUAGUUAAUAAGGAGUUAUAUUUAUACAAUUACAGUCUUAUAACAAUACUUGUUUGUGCAUUAAGAAUCUUAUAUUGCAUUGCUUCAACAAGAAAUAUAUUCAGAUUUGAAGAGAUAGUUGUAGUUUACCUAUAGUUAAAAUGAAAAAAAAAGAAUGGCUUAGCAGUAACCUAUAGCCAAACAUUACUCAUUUAACUGAAGGAAAGUAGAAGCCAUCAUUUAUUCAUAAUGCAAAGUCCUUCCUUUUUUCUUAUCCAGUUCUAAUUUGAUGGUAUAUCAAAUUUCAUUUCUAUAAAUUAACAUUAAUCUAUGUCACAAAGAACACAAAGUUUUAUAUUUUUGGAGUGUAGCUAAUUCUUGGAGCCCUUAGUGUGUAGGGUCUAAAUGAGGUCCCCCCACUGCAGAAUGCAAAUGUGAUAUGAGUUUUAUAUUUUAUUUUAUAUACAAAGUUCUACUAUAAAUAAGAUUUCACCUUGGGAAAAAAAAAAAUCUUAUGCAAAUGAAAUAUUUUGUUUUACAAAA
Molecule: messenger RNA, 6367 nt
Organism: Gryllus bimaculatus (two-spotted cricket)
Lineage: Eukaryota; Metazoa; Arthropoda; Insecta; Orthoptera; Gryllidae
Source: the annotation of a GenBank genome assembly